UUUUUUAUUUGCUUUUUUUCAUUUCUCCACAAGAUAUAAAUCUGAGUUCCUUCACAGAAUCGUAUUUGACAUAAUAUCAUUUGGUUUAGAUGCGGAUCAAUGGGGGGUUUAGAAGAUGCAGAUUAUCAGACACCAUUGUUGCAUACUCAAGUCUCGGAGCCUCCUCUUAUCAGAACUGAAUUUCGAAGCAAAUUAAUGGGGGUUUUAACUGACGCUGAUGAUCAGACCUCUCUGUUGCAUGCUCAAAUCUCCAAGCCUUCUCUCAUUAGAACUGGGAACGUAUGGACAGCAGUAGCACAUAUCAUAGCAGGGGUGAUAGGGUCAGGGGCAUUAUCGGUUGCAUGGAGUAUGGCUCAGUUGGGUUGGAUUGCCGGUCCUUUGGCCAUGCUUUUCUUUGCCCUUAUAAACCUCACUUCCGCUUUCCUUCUCUGCAACUGUUAUCGUUCUCCGGACCCUGAAUAUGGACUUUAUCGAAACCGCUCCUACCUUGAAGCUGUUCAUAACAAUUUAGGGAAAAAGAAUGCCUUGGUAUGUGGCCUAUUUCUACAAGUGAACUUGUUCGGGACUGCUGUUGUCUAUACUGUCACAUCUGCUACCAGCUUAAGAGCAAUUCACAAUUCAUACUGUUACCCCAUAGAAGGGAAGCAAGGCAACUGUGGGUAUGGAGAUGCUUCUUAUAUGCUAUUAUUUGGGGUUGUUCAAAUUUUACUGUCACAGCUUCCUAAUUUCCAUAAUUUAAAAUGGCUAUCAAUUGUUGCUACAAUCAUGUCUUUUAGCUAUUGUUUCGUUGGUCUUGGACUUGGCUUCGCAAAAGUCGUAGGAAAUGUUUAUAUUAAGGGAAGCAUUGCAGGAAUCUCUACUUCUACUGCAGCUGAAAAAACAUUGUUGGUAUCUCAAGCUCUAGGAGACAUUCUAUCUGCCUAUCCAUACUCCUAUAUUCUCAUUGAAAUACAGGAUACUUUGAAGUCACCUCCACCAGAAAACCAAACUAUGAAAAAGGCCUCCAUCAUAGCAGUUGCUGUUACGACUUUCCUCUACCUCAGUUGUGGAGGUUUUGGAUAUGCAGCCUUUGGUGAUGAAACACCAGGGAAUCUCUUAACAGGAUUUGAAUCUUAUGGACCACGUUGGCUCAUCAACUUUGCUAAUGCUUGCGUUGUGCUUCAUCUGGUUGGAGGUUAUCAGAUAUACGGUCAACCACUCUUUGCAAAUGUUGAAAAAUGGUUCGGGGAGGUGUUCCCACACAGCAGAUUUAUAGAGGACAAUUACACAAUUAGACUGCCAUUAUUGCCGGUUUUCACAUUAAAUCCUCUAAGGCUGUGUUUCAGGACAGCUUAUGUUGUGUCAACAACUGGAAUUGCAAUCAUAUUUCCUUACUUCAACCAAAUAUUGGGCGUGCUAGGCGGCGUGAACUUUUGGCCCAUAAGCAUAUAUUUUCCAGUAACAAUGUACUUGAAGCAGACGAAGCUUGAAGCUUGGACAGCAAAAUGGUUAACGCUUCAAAUUUUCAGCAUUGUUUGCUUGUUUAUAACUGUGUUUACCUCGACUGGAUCAAUCCAAGGACUAAUAAAUGAAAAACUGAGCUAAAAGGCUACAAAAUUUUCCUUCACAAUGGGAUCAGGGACUCAUUUGAAUGUAUUAUAAUGAAUGAUCCUUCCUUUCCUAAAUUGUACAAAGACAAAAAAACAAAAAAAUGUCACCUUAUGUGUAUAAUUAUCACUAUUGUGGUUUGUGAUAUGUAUUUAUGUGAUAUGUAUUUAUGUGAAUAAUUAUUUCCUAGAA
Molecule: messenger RNA, 1779 nt
Organism: Ziziphus jujuba (common jujube)
Lineage: Eukaryota; Viridiplantae; Streptophyta; Magnoliopsida; Rosales; Rhamnaceae
Product: probable amino acid permease 7
Exons: 8
Coding region: 100-1584 (494 amino acids)
Cellular component (GO): plasma membrane
Source: RefSeq, a predicted model, not a curated record